CGUACGUCACUGACGUAGGACGUCACAAACCCAGCAGCAGCACAAUAUUGCUCGACGCAUUUCGCCACCUCUCUCCGAGUUUGCGUGUAUUUCUGAAGUAAAUUACCGGACUUAGUUCAUUUUUUCGAGGUGACAGCGGUUUUUAUCCUUCUCAGCGUCAUGGCGUCUGAAGGCCCCCUGAUGAAUGGGGACAUUUCUCGCUCGCCCGGUCAGUUGGGCGCGUUGGAGGAAACCCUGCAGCAGAUGAACAUCCUCAUCCAGGAGAACCGAGACCUGAAAGAGGCCCUGCGCCAGACCAACUUCAUGAUGAAGGACCGCUUCGAAGGUCUAUCCGCGUGGCGGGAGAAGCAGCGGGAGGAGCGGGACUUCCUGGAGAACAGGCUGGAGGACGCUCGGGACCGCGUGGAGGCGCUGACCCUCCAAAACCAGGAGCUGGGCAGAAGAAGGGAGGGGGACGGGAGGACAGGGCCAGCUGUGGGAAGCAUGCUGGCGGUGUCAUCCAAUCAGAGCGCUGAGCUGGAUGCUCUGCGGGCCCAGGUCUCUCGCCUGCAGGCAGAGAAGAACGACCUAGUGGCCAUGAAUUCGGAGCUGCAGCUGAAGACGGACCAGGACUCGCACGAGGACUCCUUCAUUGAGAUCAUCAGGGUCUCGGAUCAAGGCGUAGACAGUGUGAACAAUGCGUGUGGUUUGGAGAGUAGCCGACGUCCAGACCUGAGCAUGACGGCGUCACGGCUGGAAAGCGAGGAGAUGACCGUCAGCCAGCUGCUCCAGUCACUGAGGAACGAGGCGCAGCGGGCCGAGCAACUGCAGGCCGAGCUUCAGUCCUCUGCUGCCAGGAUUAGAGAGCUGGAGAAGAGGAAGACUGGUGUGGAGAAAUCAACACAGACCCCCCAGACAGAGACCAAGGAGGAUUCUGGGAAAGAAGAAAAGGCAGCAUCGGAGGUGGAGAAUCUGAAGUGUCAGAUGAUGACACUGUUCAAAGACCUGCAGCAGGCCCAGAGCAAGUUGUACGAAGCAGAAGGCAUGAAGAAGAACCUGCAGGACAGAUGUCGCGAGGUGGAGCAGGACGUGGUCACUCUGAAGGCUCAGCUGGGGGAGAAGCAGGCCGUUCAGUCUGAGAACGACCGACUUAAGCUGCAGGUGGACAGCAUGCAGUCUCAGAGCCAGAUGGAGCAGAGGAAGGCCGGCGAGGAGAGGUCCAACCUGGCCCAGCUGAAAGAUGCCUACACCAAGCUAUUCGAAGACUACAAUGAACUCAAAGAGGAGAAGAAGAAGAGAGAGUCUCUAAUGGUGCAGAAGGAGGUGGUGGACGAGCUGCAGCAACGUCUGAGUUCCGCUGAAGAGGCCCUGGCUGCCAAACAGAACCACAUAGACAAAAUGAAGCAGGAGAUGUUCAGCAAGGAGGAGGAGCUGCAGACGAUAUCUGUGUUCCAGGCUCAGGCCGAGGUCUACUCCUCGGACUUUUACGCAGAGCGAGCAGCAAGGGAGAAACUCCACGAAGAGAGGGAGCGCCUGGCCGCUCAGCUGGAAUACGUAAAGAAGCAGAACCACCAGCUGCAGGAGGAGUUAGACUCGCUGGGCAGGCAUUCAUUGAACGAGAUGAAGAAGAGACACGUGCCACUGGGAGGAAAUCCACUCGGAGCCGCCGCUAGUCUGGUCGGAAGAGGAGGUAAUGACUGGCAGCAUCAGGGGAAUAUUCCGGAACACGCCUGUCCCAAGUGCAAUGACAUCCUGCCGGACCUGGACUCCCUGCAGAUCCACAUCAUGGACUGCAUCAUCUAGACCUCCACCGUCAAAACAUCCACGACAACAGUGGCUCCAUUUGCACCUCAAUCUAAGUCUUCCUCAGCUCUCAUAGUUUAAUGGUGAACAUUCACCAUCCGAAGGUGAAAACUUUUUGGUAUGGCUUUAUUUAGGGUUCCCCCUGAGAAUUAUUGCUCCCCUCUAAUUUGUUUAAACUUGAGAAUUCCUUGUAAAUAUUUGAAAUUAAAGCAGUCAUUGUACAACAAAUCGUUCAAGUGUCAAGUUUGGAAAAGUUACACAAACACUUCUGUAAUUAGGCGCUGUCAUGCAGACAUUCAAUAAGUUCAGCCUUUGCAAGUUGGGAUAUAACUUUUUCUUUUUUUUUUUCAUCCAAUGGAAUUCAAUUUAUAUUCUUUGCUUGGGAAAGCUGUUUCAGCUGAUGACUGGGUUGUUGGUGUAUGCACAAUGUAGGCACUUAAAUAUGAAUAGAUAUGUUUUAUUCAGAAGAUACCUGGUAGCUGUAAUAUAUUUAACUUGUUUAGUACUCCUUCACUGAAAGCCCAGUCUUUCUAAGUCUUUGUGCAGGAGGCCCAAAGUAGUCUGUAGAUUACAUAAGAUUUCAGAUGCCAUGUUAUACUCCUCUGAAUUGAACUGAAAAAAUAAAAUCUGCAAAUUUCUGUCUUCUUCUGGUCAUAUUGUAACUGUACUGGAAGAUUAUUUGUGUGACUAAGUUUACGAAAAACCCUGCAGUUUCAUGUUUAAUGAUAUAAUUGACUUGAAUUAAACCUGAACGUGGUGAUUAACAGCACGUCCAAAUCAA
Pungitius pungitius (ninespine stickleback) is the source of this 2563-nucleotide messenger RNA. RefSeq names its product optineurin (gene optn). NCBI's taxonomy places the organism in Eukaryota, Metazoa, Chordata, Actinopteri, Perciformes, Gasterosteidae. Gene Ontology annotation, biological process: protein localization to Golgi apparatus; Golgi ribbon formation; regulation of canonical NF-kappaB signal transduction. The transcript is spliced from 13 exons. The coding region runs from base 160 to 1782 and encodes 540 amino acids. The record is from RefSeq and is a predicted model, not a curated record. Gene Ontology annotation, molecular function: K63-linked polyubiquitin modification-dependent protein binding. Gene Ontology annotation, cellular component: nucleus; cytoplasm; Golgi apparatus.